Molecule: messenger RNA, 846 nt
Organism: Spodoptera littoralis (African cotton leafworm)
Lineage: Eukaryota; Metazoa; Arthropoda; Insecta; Lepidoptera; Noctuidae
Source: the annotation of a GenBank genome assembly
AUGUCUUUGAAAAUUGAAGCUGAAACGAAACUUGGUUCAGAGCCGUGUGUGUUGACCUGGGGCAACAAAUUAUUUGUUGGCUCUGAAGACGGGUCGAUUAAAGCAUUUGAUGCUAAUUUAACACCAAAAGAAUCAUGGACGGCGCAUGCAGUGCAGCCAUUUGCCUUGGCUACUGACGGUGACACCUUGUAUUCAUCAUCAAAUGACGGGGGAAUUCGAGUGUGGUCCAUGAAGGGCGACCAAGUCACCGAGCUACCUUCUACUGGAGCUGAUGUGGGAGCCCUGCACGUGUUUGAUAGACAACUUUACGCCGGCGAUGAGGACGGCAACAUUAUUAUCUACGAAAAGAAUGCGAUAAAGUCGAAAUACAAUGUUUUGGAAGAAGUUAAAGAUCUUUGCUUCAGCCCUCCGUUCCUGUUUACAGUUCGGGAUCUUUAUGUUACUGCGACUGAAAUAAAACCUGAGGAAUCGAAGACACGUUUUAUGACGCGACACACAAUGGAAGGACGAGCUCCUUUACGGAUAUGUGGAAACAGACUCCUGUUCAUGUCCAGAGAUGGCAAUAGCUUGCGGUUACACGAUGCUUCCGUUGAUACUACAUUCAAAUCACUCGAUGAAGUCAAGGUUAGCGACAUGAUCCUAACAAGUUUGUCCACAAGCGGGCAGUACGCAUGGACCGGUGGUUGGGAUGGCUUCGUGCACCGGUGGAAGAUAGCUGGCGAUAAACUGGAAGCAGCUGGAGAUAUCAAUCUUGGUGGUUGUAUCAAUUCGCUAGUUGCCGCUGCUGGUGACUCCGCCUACGUAGCAGUGUCUGGUGGGAAAGUAGCUCACCUGCGCGCUGUAUAG